Molecule: messenger RNA, 1016 nt
Organism: Ruditapes philippinarum (Manila clam)
Lineage: Eukaryota; Metazoa; Mollusca; Bivalvia; Venerida; Veneridae
Product: nucleoprotein TPR-like
Exons: 2
Coding region: 75-1016 (313 amino acids)
Source: RefSeq, a predicted model, not a curated record
GCUUGUCCAUGGUAUUGAAACAAGUUUGGGUAAAUGAAAGAACUUAGUGUAACAAAAGGCGCAAUACUAAGAAAAUGUCUAAAUUUCUUAGUUUAAGUAUUGGACUUUUAUUUUCAUGGAUUUGUCAGGUAAGAUGUGCAGAGUCGGAAUUAAGUGCUAAAGUAGUGUAUGAACUGUUGUCAUUAAGAAUAGACAAUGUUGUUCGUGAAAACAAUAAUCUAAAAUCUGAGCUGAAGGAAACCAAGGCAGUUGUUUAUAAACUCGAGAAUAAAAUCGAGAGAAUGGAAGCAAACAUUUCAUUUACAGCAAGUAGAGUGACAAGUUAUGAGGAAGAAAAUUCAACAACUUUAUUAAAUGAAAAGAUCCAGGCUUUUGAAGAUUUAUCUGCGACUCGACUUCAAAAGCAAUUUAAGACAGAAGCAAUUUUAUUGCGGAAAAUGCUAGUUAACGAGAAGUCACACAUGAAAGAUAAAUUGAUGGCAUUUGAACAAAAGUUUAACAGCUUUCAGUCGGAUCUCGUAAAUAAUUUAAAUGAAAUGAAUACCUCAAUAGAAACCACUGUUGACAAUUUAGAAAAAACAAUUUACGAACAUAACAUAACAACAAUUACUAGACUAGUGUCAAUUGAGGAUAAACUUCAAAGUCAACUAAAUGAAACAGACCUUCUCAUACAAGAAAUGAAUGAAGACUUCCAGCAUAAACUAACAGAAUCGGACGCUAGAAUAGAAGAAGGGAACAUAAAAUUAUCUGAGAAUAUAAAUGAAGUUGACCAGCGUCUAACCGCUGCAAAGACGAAUUUGCAAAGUACAUACAGUGGUCUAAACAACCGGCUGUAUAGCGCUGAGUCAGUCUCGUCAAGUUUGCAAAGUACAUACAGUGGUUUAAACAGCCGGCUCAAUAGCGCUGAGAGUAAACUUCGAUCAGUCUCUUCACUGCAAGACAGACAGGAAAACACAUUUUCUGGUCAAAUUAGUGCUUUAAGCAGACGAAUCUCUGAAGAAGAAGGUAAGUCUUAG